GUCACGCUGAACAGAUCGUGCAUCGUAGCUCCGUCGAGUUCAUCAUCUAAAAGCUUUUUUUUUUACCAUCUUAUUCCUAUUUAUAUAAUAUAACUUAUUAGUUUUACAUAGGAAUACUUUACCGUGACGAUUAUUGAGCAGUACUACCACGUGAAACUAUUUAUCACUAAUAAACACCCAGUGUUGUUAGCAUAUAGCCCACUAGCAUCCACACGGUGGAGGCUGAAGCUAGCAUUUUCCGAUCUAAUGGCGGAUUCAUCUGAUAUAUGCUUUUCUGACCUAUCCUCACCUGAGCGGGAAGCUGUGGAGGAGUUGUUUCCCGGUUUUAGCAGAUCCAAGGCGAGGUACAGCGCCCACUUCACCCUGCCUUCCGACGUCCACAAGCGAGCAACAAACAUGCAUUCCACGCGAUGCAGCUUCACGGACCGUGAACGACAUGAAAGCGAUCGGGAAGCUGUGGAGGAACCGCUGCCCGGCCUUCGCAGAUUCGGCAAGCCAAACAUCACCCUGGCCCCAAACGUUCGCAGGCGACCGAGGCGUGUCACAACCGAACACCCCACGCGAUGCAGCUCCGGGGACCGCGUUCGGGUAAACGAAGACGCCAUCGCCCAGCAUGAAAGCGGUAAGACUCCGCUUGUUAUUGUAACAUGUACUACUUGCCACAUGUAUAGUUUAGCUUCUGCUGUUAGCAUAGAGGGGUUUACAUGCACUAAGUGUAUUGAAGUAUUAAGGUUAACUGAGAAGGUUGCUGAACUAGAAUCGCGCAUCCGAACGCUAGUUGAGGAUAGCAAAACCGCUAAUGUUACUGUCGCAAAUAAUCUAUCAAGCGAAAAGACUAAUGGCUCGGUUCCGACAUCAGAUGCUAAUAUAAAUAUUACAAAUACUGUAUCGAGCGCGCAUAGUGUUUAUCAAAAUACACAUGGCUCGGUUCCGUCAUCAGAGUCAAGUCGGCGGUCAAACUGGGUGACUGUUAGGCGGCAUAGUCAUAUAAGGCGUCCUUCUAAGACCCAUAACGUAACGACAAUUUCUAACAGAUUCGAUCCCCUAAGGAGUAUACCAGCUGAAACACCUUUUAAAAGUGCCCUGGUCAUUGGAGAUUCUAUACUCAGGAACACUAACAUUGAGGCUCCAAACACCAUAGUCGACUGUAUACCGGGAGCCAGAACGUCUGACAUUAGAUCCAAACUUAAAGUGCUGGCUAAUGCUAAGCGGAAGUUUUCUAAGAUUGUUAUUCACGCCGGCACGAAUGACACUAGGCUCCGCCAGUCGGAAAUCACCAAAGAUAAUAUUAAGGAGAUGUGUGAAAUUGCAAAAACAAUGUCAGACAAUGUAAUAUGCUCUGGUCCUCUCCCCGCCUACCGGGGAGAUGAAACACAUAGUAGAUUAGUGUCUCUCAAUGGAUGGAUGUCAAAGUGGUGCCCUCAGCAUAACGUAGGGUUUAUAGACAAUUGGAAGCAUUUCUGGGGAAGACCAUUUCUCCUAACCCGAGAUGGCCUUCAUCCGUCAUCGGAAGGAAGUGCUAUACUCACUAAAAAUCUGAUCAAUAGUCUUAAUUCUGAUAUAGUAUGACUAUCCAGGGCCCAGGUCAGGAAACAGACGGAUCGGCUUAACCGUCCAUCUGUUAGCUGCCGUGAUAUGUCAAGACCACUUAUAUCCCAGCACUUCGAGUCAAUCUUACCGAAAUAUCAGCACAUUUCAACUGUAUCUGUUCCCCGAACAAAUAAAUACAGGGCACCGCUUGUUACAUCUGGUACAAAUCUGAUUCAAAUAAAAUUAGAAAACAAUACAUUAACAGAUGAAUCUCGAAUCUUAAAAUUCGGCCUUCUUAACAUUAGAUCGCUUACCAAUAAAGAACCUAUUGUCAAUGAAAUAAUUACAGACCAAAACUUAGAUGUACUCUGUUUAACAGAAACCUGGCUUAAAGCAGACGACUACAUUAGUUUAAAUGAAUCCACCCCACAAGACUACUAUUAUAAACACGAACCUCGAUUAAAGGGGAGAGGGGGUGGUGUAGCUACAAUAUACAACACAAUGUUUAAAGUAAACCAAAAAUCUGAGCUAAAAUUUAAAUCAUUUGAAGUAAUGUUGUUAAAUAUGGAAAUAACUGAUCGUAACCACAAACAGCUUU
Messenger RNA from Paramisgurnus dabryanus, 2128 nucleotides. NCBI's taxonomy places the organism in Eukaryota, Metazoa, Chordata, Actinopteri, Cypriniformes, Cobitidae. The record is from RefSeq and is a predicted model, not a curated record.